AGCCUAUGGUGGAGGCCUUGGGUCUCUUCCAGGAUAUGGAGCAUAUCCAGGUGUAGGGUACCAAGGCGUACGCCCAGGUGUGUCUGCAGCAGAUUUGGGUGGACCUGAAGGGGCAAGUCUGGCAGCUCAAGAUUUUAACAGAGAAACAAGCAGAGCUGUAGAUCUUGGAGAACAAGAAAGAUCACUUGGAGCUGGAUUGAGGAGAAGCAGCAUCUUUGGUCCUACUGUUCCCAGAAUACAUGGAAGAAUCGAAAUUAACAGAAACAUCGCAUCAAAUCAUAGGCCUUCAUUACCUCUUGAUAAACAGAAUAAAGUUCCUGGUCUUCCAGCUUUCCAAAAAUCAUCUCAGGGAUAUAAUAAUGGGGGCAGUGAGGCAGUGUUAGCAGGCACUGGUAAUAGGCAGCUUCCUUUUGAUCAAGACAUCAAAAGUCUGGAUUCUUACAGUUCUCCACUUUACAGCCCCAGAGAUCCAUCAAGUGGAGGAAAUCAAGAUGCUAAAAAUGUUGGACCUCUGGGUGAUUUGUCAGAACCUUUGGGCAUAAACCCAUUAAAUGGUAAAAUGAGCAAAGGCCGUGGGUGUAAAACUCCUCCUGCACAAGGGCAAGAUGUCAAUGGCAACGUGUUUUCCACUGUACAGCAUCCAGCAGGGAUAAAUCCUUUAUAUGCACCUGCAAACAAUGAAGAUAUUAAAGGACCUCAGGCUCAAGACAAAAUUAGGCCCAAAGAUGGAUUCCAGACAUAUGAUCCGGUCAUCCCAGGUGAAAGUAGGACUCAGAAUUUGGGUAUCACAUUAACUGGAGAAGAACAGCAAGUUAAGGGUUCUACCCAAGAAGAUGCCAGACAUCUUUCUGAAGUUCAACAUGUAAACAAAAAGUCAAAACCUCUUCGUAUGCCAGGGCAGACUGAGAGGAAUACACAGGCAGCAAGUUAUAUCGGAGGAGCAGGAAACUAUCUUGGAGCGAGCCUGGGUGCUGCAGGCUAUGGAACGGGACAGGGAGCUUAUCUGGGAGGUGCUGCAGGAAAACUUAAUGCUGCUGCUGCUCUCGGACAGGGCGCGUAUCCUCAAGGUGUUGCAGGGAAAAACGGCUAUGGUGAAGGAAUGACGGGAUAUCUUGGUGCUAUGGGGGGUAACGGCUUGGGCUACGGUAACGGAUAUGGAGAUGGUUACGGAGCAGGGAUUGGUUACCCUGCAGAGUUAGCUGAUGGUGCUGAGAACAAAGCAGGGAAGAUUAAAGCUCUGAGCACAGGAGGCUACGGAGGACAGGUCCAGGAGGGAUAUGGAACACUUGGUACAGGACUGGAAUCAAUUGGGGGCAAAUAUGGAGGAGCUGCUCAGGUUCCUUAUGGUAACACUCCUGUGAUCCCUGCUGGGCUGGAAGGUGAUGGAGGCUACCCAUAUGCUUCUCAGCAGCUCGGCCUUGCUGCUGAAAACGCCAAAACAGCCAGCAAAUACGGUGCUGCUGCAGGUUAUGGGACCCGACAAACAGGUUACGGAGCACAGCUUGGAGCUCCUCAUGAUGCUCUGGUGGAGCAGACUGGCAAAUACGACGGAGUGAAUGCUGCACUUGGUAACGGGUACAAAGGUUAAGAAGUUGGCCUCUUCAAGUGGAUCUUCCUAUAUUUCUAUUGUUUUACCUUUUUGAUUUGCUUUUCUCAUUGUUACCCAUAUUUGUAUUGACCCUUCAAAACCUGCUGUACUCAUCACCAAUUGUUCUGUUUUAUAUCGUCAAAGUUUAAGUUGGAUGAUGAACUAAAAUAGAUGCAGAGUGCAAGAAAUGUAUGUUUGCUUGAUGAUCUUAUUGUUUUAGUCCAAUGAAGCAUCAUGUCAUGUGACGAUGAAUAAAAAAAACCAACUUCUGAGUCAA
Molecule: messenger RNA, 1865 nt
Organism: Cyprinodon tularosa
Lineage: Eukaryota; Metazoa; Chordata; Actinopteri; Cyprinodontiformes; Cyprinodontidae
Product: spidroin-1
Exons: 17
Coding region: 560-1588 (342 amino acids)
Source: RefSeq, a predicted model, not a curated record